Messenger RNA from Marmota flaviventris (yellow-bellied marmot), 630 nucleotides. It is a transcript of the gene Lcn8, whose product is annotated as lipocalin 8. Gene Ontology annotation, molecular function: small molecule binding. The record is from RefSeq and is a predicted model, not a curated record. Lineage: Eukaryota; Metazoa; Chordata; Mammalia; Rodentia; Sciuridae.
AUGGCGGCCAGGCGGCCAAGCACCACCCUGAGCGUGCUCCUGGUGUGGAUGCGGGUGGCGUCCACCUUGGUGGACCUAGACCUGCAGAAGAUUUCAGGGUUCUGGCGGGAAGUUGGUUUGGCCUCGGAGUUCAAUAUGGCCCUGGAUGCGGGGAUGAAGGUGGAGGGCUUGUUCAUCACCUUGAGUGGCCGGAACAUGACCGUGAAGGCUGCGUAUAACAAGUCGGGAAGCUGCACCACAGAGAAAGUGGUGGGCUCAGGAAGAGACGCCGCUGUGGGGAAGUUUGCCUUCCCUGGUCACAGGGAGAUCCACGUGCUGGACACAGACUACGAGCACUACGCCAUCCUGAGAGUGUCCCUGCAAUGGCAGGGCAAGGAGUUCCACGUGUUCAAGUACCUCACUCGGAGCCUGGACAGGGAGGAUGAGCCUGGGUUCUGGAGGUUCCGGGAGCUGACAGCAGACACGGGCCUUUACCUGGUGUCACGGCACAGGAGGUGUGCCAAGCUCCUGAAGGAGGUGAGCCCACACCCCUCGGUCUGCACUGAAGACCCUAGCCCCGGCUCAGCAGAGCCCUGGUGGGAGCCGCCUGGUGCUAGUUCCGGGGGCAAGAGAGGGCCGUUCACCCUCUGA